This is a messenger RNA of Chara braunii, 8271 nucleotides long. The record is from the annotation of a GenBank genome assembly. Lineage: Eukaryota; Viridiplantae; Streptophyta; Charophyceae; Charales; Characeae.
CGGGUGGAGCUAUGGUGGUGAUGAGGACGGGCCCAUUCUUUUUCCCCCCGGGUGUUUGUGUGAGUACUUGAGCGCGCGAAACGCGUCUCCAAAGCCGGAUUGUCGGCAGGAACACGUGUGUCGUUCGUCGGGCGUUUGUCUGCGCUUCCCGCGCUUGUCGUAGGUGGUAAUUGGCGAUGGCGGAAGAGGAGAAGAUUCUGAAAGAGGCGAAGAAAUUGCCAUGGGACGAGAGGAUCGCGCACAAAAAUUGGAAGGUUCGAAAUGAUGCGUACAUCGAUUUGGCCGCAGCCUGCGAGGCCGUCACAGAUCCCAAGGACCCUCGAUUGAGAGAUUACGGGCCUCUGUUCAAGAAGGCGGUUUCGGACUCGAACGCUCCAGCGCAGGAAAAGGCUUUGGAUGCGCUAAUCUGCUUUCUUCAGCGCGCCGAUGCGGACGCCGGCAGGUAUGGGAAGGAGGUUUGCCAUGCGAUUGCGGCCAAGUGCCUUGUUGGUAGGCCGAAGACGCUGCAGAAAUCAGUGGAUGCGUUGCUUCUGUUUGUUGAACUGGAGGCCUCCGAAGCUUUCCUGGAUGCGAUGGAGGAAGCAUCGAAGAAUAAGCUUGCAAAGGUGGUUGUGCCUGCAGUUGAUGCCAUAUUCCAGGCCGUCAGUCAGUUUGGGGUGAAGGUGGUGAAUGCGAAAAGGGUAAUAAAGAUGCUCCCACCUCUAUUUGAUCAUCAGGAUCAAAAGGUCCGAGCUUCUGCAAAGGCUUUGACAGUGGAAUUGUGCAGAUGGGUUGGAAAAGGCAAUGUGCAGUCCCUUCUCCUCUCGAACAUGAGGGAUACAAUGAAAAAGGAGAUUGAAGCGGAGAUUGAGAAUGUCAAAGAUGGUGUUGCACAUCCAGAGCGCAGAAUCAGGUCGGAGCAGGCGAAGGCCUUUGAAAUGGCACUGAUGGCCGCGGAUGUUUCAACCACCACAAACACCGAGGCAGCUCCAGCAGAAGGACCUCCAGAAUUCGAUGACUAUGACCUUGCGGAUCCUGUUGAUAUCCUAUCCCAACUGAAGAGCACCUUCUGGGAUGGUGUGAAAUCAAAAAAAUGGUCAGAGAGGAAGGAAGCUGUCGGAGAGCUUGUACAAUUGGCAUCAGCAAGAAAGCUGGCAAGCGGAGACUACACAGAAGUUGUAAGAGUCUUAAAAAAGAUGAUUGCAGAUAUUAAUGUAGCAGUAGUUGUAGAGGCUGUAAAUGCCACAGGCAACCUCGGAAGAGGGUUGAGGAAAGAGUUUGGAGGUUACGCUCGUAUCCUGCUUCCAGGGAUGCUGGAUAAACUGAAGGAAAAGAAACAGACGGUUCUGAAAGCGCUUCAGGAUGCGUUGCAAACUCUCCACAAGUCAGGCUGUGUAAACAUUGUGGAGCUUACUGAAGAACUGAAACCGGCGUUGGAGCAUAAAGUGCCAUCUGUCAGGAAGGAAUGUGUUGAUUGGAUUAAAUACUGUGUUGAGACCAGCACGCGUGCAAAUGUGCUGAAGAUUCUGAAGGCCUACAUCGACUUCCUCAUUAAGGCAGUUGACGAUAGUGCCCCUGACGUUCGUGAUGCCUCAUUUGCAACACUCGCUGCCCUGGCAAGGGCUGUAAGCAUGAAGCCCCUUGAAAAGGCCAUGGAUAAGCUAGAUGAUGUCAAGAAGAAAAAGCUGAAUGAUCUGAUUGCAUCACUGGGCGGUGCUCCUGUCAUUGGCUCUGCUCCUGCACCUGUUGCUGCUGCUGCUCCACGGUCGGUCCCUCCAUCGGUUCAACAGCCCGCCGCAGCUGCUAAUGGGAAUGAUGAUGCUGUCAGUGAGGCUGGUAGCAGCAGCGGUGGAAGUGAUGUUGCUAAAAGGUCCGUUUCUAGCAUUCAGACGACCGCCAGCUUGAGGAAGCCAAUGGCACGGUCUUUGUCAGUGAAGAGAGGACCUUCUGGAGGGUCUUCGAAAUCCUCAGCGGGGAAGAGGGGAGAUAAUGGAAUGUCUGGAGGUCCCCCUGCAGAGUCGGAUGACGUGGAGCCUACAGACAUGUCUGCCGAGGAAGUAGAGGCAAAGGUCUCUGAAUUCCUUCCAACAGAAAUGCUGGGGAACUUGAAGAGCGUAAAUUGGAAAGAACGACUUGAAGCAAUGAACACUUUGAAGGAGCUGGUGGAGGGUUUCACAGAUGAGCAGGUGGAAACGAAUGCUGAGUUUGUAACGAGGCUUCUUGUCUACACGCCUGGCUGGGCAGACAAGAACGUGCAGGUUGUCCAGAAAAUGCUCGAAACUGUCACCGUUAUUAUCCAAAAAAUACCCUUGAUGACCAAAAGGUGUGCAGCGAUCUGCAUAGCUGGAGUCAUUGAGAAGGUCGGUGACAUUAAGCUGCGGAUUCAGUCAAUUGCUUGUUUGACUGCUUAUUGCGAAGCUGUUGGUCCACAAUUUGUGUUCAACAGAAUGUAUAAACUGACAAAGGAGCACAGGAAUCCGAAGGUUCUGAGCGAGGGAGUUCUUUUCAUGGUUUCUGCUAUUGAUGAAUUUGGCCUCACAUAUUUGAAAAUGAAGGAUCUCCUUGACUUUGCAAGGGACUUUUGCUUGCAAUCAAGUGUUCCUGCCGUGCGGAAUGGAGCAGUAAAGCUGUUGGGGGUUGUUCACAAGUGGAUUGGACCUGAUCUGAAGAAUUUUUUGACAGAUGUGAAGCCAGCACAAAUGGGGAUUCUGGAGACAGAAUUUGCAAAGAACCCAUAUGAGGGAUCACCCGCUGCCAACAGAACAGUUCGAGCACCUGUAGCGGUAGACGGGGGUGGUGGUGGGGUUGGAGUGGAUGGACUUCCAAGGGAGGACAUCACACCAAAAGUGACGGCAGGCUUACUGAAAGGCUUCUCUAGCAGCGAUUGGAAGGUCAGGCAGGACUCCAUACAUGGAGUGGAUCGUAUACUGGAGGAAGCAAAUAAAAGGAUUCUUCCCAAUGGGACAGGUGAGCUGUUCGCAGCUCUGAAGUCUAGAUUGAAUGAUUCAAACAAGAACCUAACGAUGACAGCACUCGGCACUCUUGGGAAUCUUGCGUGCGCCAUCGGACCUCCUGCUGACAAGGCCAGCAAGGGUAUUGUUGCUGAUGCACUGAAGUGCCUGAGCGACAACAAAAAGCAAAUGAGGGAUGCUGUCCUGAAGAUGUUGACUUCAUUCCAUGCAGCCUGUGGUGUUGAUAAGCUGGCUCCAUACGUUGCGGGUGGGCUCAGUGAUGCGAAGAUCUGUGCCGAUGGGAGGAGGGAUUUGUUGUCGUGGACAGCGAAGCAGGUUCCAAGCACUGCUGCACCACAGGAGCUCUUGUGUCUAGUGAAGCCUUUGUCCACCAGCCUGCAGGAUAAAUCUGCGGAGGUGCGAAAAGCAGCAGAGGAGCUGCUGAUGGCAGUCAUUGCAGCUUGUGGCUACGAUGUGGUAGCCAAGGCAGCAAAGCAAGAGGGAGCAGCUGUGGCGAACAGCCUUAAUCCAUAUCUGGACAAGAAUCGUUCAGGUGCACCGAUCGAUGACCUUGCAGCUCCGAGGGGAGGGUCUAAGACGUCGACACGAGGAGGGAAGACAUCAACGGCUGGAAGGAAGUCUGAUGAUGAAGGAGGAAGAACGAAAUCAGCAGUUUCAGGUGUCAGAGGGGCAAGAGGGGCGCCUGCGUCUACUGCCCGUAAGCAGGUGUCUGCUGAUGCAGCGCGGGAUGCGGCUUUGCAGUCAGAGCCUCUAUUUGUGGCAAACGACUUGAAGGAUGAUCGCGAAAGGAAAUGCCCACGCAAAAUAAAAUUCGAGGACCCCAGGCCUGAGCAGGUGGCUGACCUUGAGCAAUUGAUGGCCCCAUUCUUCCGAGAUGACCUGCACAGGAGGCUCUUCAGCCCAGAUUUCAAGAAACAAGUUGAAGGCCUUGACUUAAUGCAAAAGGCCAUUCCGCAAUACAAGAAGGAAAUCGUUGACAAUCUUGAUUUGCUCCUGAGGUGGAGUGUGCUUCGGUUUUGUGAGUCUAACACCACAGCAAUUCUCAAGGUGUUGGAGUUUCUUCCCGAGCUUGUCGAAGCUUUGGUGAACGAGGGUUACCAUCUGCGGGAAUACGAGGCUAACAUAUUCUUGCCCUGCCUCGUUGAGAAGUGUGGGCACAACAUUGACAAGGUGAGGGAGAAAAUGAGGGAGCUGAUGAGGCAGAUUUCCAGCAUCUACCCACCUUCUCGGCUUUUUGCCUUCAUCGUUGAAGGUGUGCGGUCCAAGAACAACAGAACGAGGGUGGAGUGCGUCGAUCAGCUGGGAUCAAUGAUUGAUCGUCAUGGUAUUGAGAUUGUUGGCAGCACCAAGGCCUUACAGGCGAUUGCAGGAUUAGUCUCAGAGCGGGAUGCAGCUAUUCGGAAUGCAGCGUUGACCACACUCGCAACUGCGUACAAGAUCUUAGGGGAUGACGUGUGGAAGCAACUGGGAAGACUUGCUGAUGCCCAGAAAGGUCUUGUGGAUGAUAAAUUCAAGUGGAAGGCGCGAGAGAUGGAGAGGAAUAAGGAAGGAAAGCCUGGAGAAGCUCGAGCUCUGGCGAAGGGGAGGGCCGCUGCUGCCGUUCGGAGCACAGGACCCGAGGCAGAGCAAAGUGGGGACACGAGGAAGGAGAUGGCUGCACAUGCCAUGGGAGCAAGAACCGCAAAUGGUCACUUCGCACCAGCAGCAGCAGGAGACCACCACGUGCAUGGUGGUGAGCCGGAAGGUCGCCCGUCAUAUGGGCCUACAGAUUGGAAGCAAGCGCUGGAGUACAUCCACAGAGGCUCUACAAACAAUGAGGUUGUUGAAGGGAUGAAAUUGGUAUGUCAGCUUUUGUCCUCUGCGAGUUCAGAUCCAACCGUGAUUCAGACAUUUGCCCCUGAUGCUGACAGGCUUGUGGAGUACCUGACUUCAAAGGUCACACAUACCUUCAAUCUGGGACUAAAUGGGGCAUCAGCGAGAUCCUGCAAAUACGUCCUGAACACAUUGAUGCAGACGUUUCAAAUCAAGGACCUUGCAUCCAUGGUACAGCAGACAAGUCUAGGCAAUUUGAUUGCAGAGCUGCUUAUCUGGCUUUUGAACGAAAAGGUGCCCCAGAUCGAUGAUGGAGGGCAGCUGCUGAAGGCCUUGAAUGUCUUGAUGCUCAAGAUCCUGGAGAACGCUAAUCGCACCUCCUCAUUUGUGGUGCUAAUUGGACUUCUUCGCCCGUACAAGCGGGAGGUGGGACCGCCUGCAUUGACAGCAUUGAAUCCAGAGGACACGACCCCUGGGUCGAGGAUGCAGAGGUUCUCAGAUCUUGUUGUCAAGUGCCUGAUUCGGCUUACGAAGGCACUGGGAAGCACUAUCAAUGAUGUCGACCUCGACCGCCUGCUUCAGAGUAUUCAUGACUAUCUUCAGGAGCUUGGUCUGGAUGAAAUCCGGCGAAGGAGCGGAAUGGUGUUUUGCAGGGCUGGAGCGGAUGACAAGCCGCUUCGUAUGGUCAAGACGGUGCUUCAUGAACUUGUGAAGCUUCAGGGCCCAAAUAUUAAGGGCCAUCUUUCCUUGGUGCCUAUCGAUAUGGAGCCGCAGCCAAUUAUCAUGGCAUACAUCGACCUCAACCUGCAGACUUUGGCUGCUGCAAAGCUUCUUACACCUGCAGGACAUGCCGACUCGGGAACAAAUGGUGCGACCUCACCCACUGCCGGUGGAGGUUCGACCGAUUCCACGAUCAAGCAAGAGCUUGCCAUGGUGUUUAAGAAGAUUGGAGACAAGCAGACAAGCACGGCCGGCCUCUACGAGUUGUAUAGGCUUACUCAACAUUAUCCACAGGUGGAUAUCAAUGCUCAUCUGAUGUCUGCUAGUGAAGCCUUCAGGAUGUAUAUCAAGGAUGGUUUGGCCAAGGUGGAGAAGACUAUGGCAGCCAGCAGGGCGACGACAAUGGGUAGUGGGGGCAUGUCCAUGGCUGUUGUCCCUAGCUCGCCAUCUGGGCGACCCUACCAUGUGCUUCCGGAAGUCGACAUCACACCUCCAGCUGCUCCGGCUUGGGUGAAGUCGCUUACGAGCGUUCCUUCGUCUCCACGUCACGUGCACAUGCAUGUGUCGUCAGUGACCGGGGACAGAAACACGGGAUCCGGCGAAGAGAUUCCUCCGCCGCCAACAAGCAAGUAUAUGUCGUCGGCUACCAGCGAGCAUGCUCCAGAGAAGGUUCCGCAUGCACACAUUACUCCAUUCGGCUCAUACUUCGGAACAGGGACAGAAACGACAUCUGGGACCUUGGAUUCUCUCCGAGAGCGGAUGCGGAACAUUCAGGCAGCUGUUGCGGGGUCCCCGUCUGCGUUUGCAGCUGUGAACGAGAGACUGCACACGAUGUCGGCAGUGCAUGCGAACGGAGCUGUCUCCCACUCUGCUGCAGUCCAUUCUAGUGGACACGUACCAGCCGAUGCCGGGCCAGAGGAGAUUUCUGUGUCCGGUUUACAGGCCCGCAUGCAGAGGCUCAAGAGUGGGGCCUCCAUGUUCUGAAAGGACCCAAGUGAAUUGUGGAGGAAAAGUGAAAAGCUGCCAUGAAGCAAAAAAUGGCGAGUGUAGGAAAGCUUUCCUUUCCGUCUCACGUUAUGUCAUCGAUGCGUAGGCAGCUGGCGAAAGACCACAGGCAGAGCUUUGUUCCACUGGUGAACUGAGCAGGAGGAGGAGGAGAACGCGUACAGACAGCCACCUGACAGCGGGACAUGCUUUCAAGGCCAGGCAGCACGUUUGGAGUGCUCCAUGACGCUGUUCUUUCCGUAUCAGUGAUCGAUGGAUUGCAACUAUUUUUUCCCUUUUCCCAGUUAUUAUUUUGUUGCCAAAUGAUUAGAGUACUGAUAGCGGGCAGACAGGUCUACAGACACAUGUGCGCUGGAGCUCCUCUUUGAGUUGUUCGAGUAGGAGAAGGGGACUACACUUGGCCCUCGUCACUCCCCAAGGCGCGCGCUGAAGCUAUAAGAACUACUGCAUUGUUCUUUUUCAUGUCUUCUCUCUCUCCAUUAGUUCAGCGAGUUUCACUAUCGAGAGUACAGCAUAUGUUUCGAGUGGCUGCACAAGCAAUCGCACAGGGUAACGGACAUCGUGCCUCCCUCGAUAUAAUGCGUCGGAUAGGUGCCUGUCUGUAAGUUGAAGGCUGGCGGGAACAGACAGUGACAGUUUGAUCAGCGUUGAUCGACUGCGAGCUGAUCAAACUGAUAGCCACUGAGUCAAGACACUGCAGGGGAAGGGUGUGUGCAAUAGAUUGAACUGCAUGCUUCCUCACUGCUCAGCAGUGGAACAAGCAUGUUUGAGGGCAAGCAAUUGGCUCUUGAUGGGGCGGGGCUCUCUGCAUCACUUCUCCUGAAACCGGUCUCAUGCGAUGUGACAGUUUGAUCAACUGUUAUCGAGUGCUAGGCACUGAGUCAAGGCACUGCAGUGGAACGAGUACGUUUGAGAGCAAGCAAUCGGCUCUUGAUGGGGCUCUGCAUUGCUUCUCCGGACACUGGUCUCCUGCUAUGUCCCCAUUUGCACAGUUGUCCAUUGCAUUCAUAGUAGGAUUCAGUCAGUGAGUCAAUAAAUAGUAGUGGGGAGCAGAAGGCAUGAAUACUAGACCUCCUUUGCAAUGGAGUGUCAAAUUCUGUGUCGACUACUAGGCCUCCCUCGCAGUGGAGAGUCAAAUUCUCUGUUCCACAGAUGCUGACGAAGGGUUGACGGAUGCUGACCGAGGGCCGACUGAUGGUCAGCUGAGGAUCAAUUGAAGAUCAAUUAAGGGUCAAUUGAGGGCAAUGGAAGGUAUCGAGUUUUGUCAUGGUCGAUGGAAGGUAUUUGUUCGAGGGGUAGAUUGGCAACUACAGUAAUCCAUUGAGGAGCGAUUGAGGGUCGAAUGACAGUUCAGUGAGCGGUUGAUUGAGGGUCAGUUGAAAGUUAAGUGAGGGGUUGAUUGAGGGUCAAUUGGGGGUUGGUUGGUUGGCGAUGGAGGAUCUCAAUUGAACGUCCGUUCAUUGAGAGUUGAUCAAGGGCCGAUUAAAGGGUCGAUUGAGAGGCGGCUGAGGGUCGAUUGGGUGGCGACUGAGGUGGUAGAUUGACAGUUCAUUGAGAGUUUCAAUGGAGGGUUGAUCGGGGUUCGGCUGAAGGGUUGAUUUAGUAUCAAUGGAUCCUACUAUUGGUCAGGCAUGAGACAAUGUCAAGCUACGCAGACAGCUGCCGCUGCCGACCGACGAGCAUUGCUGACAAACCAGUGACCUGGAUUCUCCAUCACCAGUGUCCACGUUCACAGGUCGAACCGGCGAACAGAUCGGGUUUUCGACUAAACAGAUUCCCAGGA